UAGGAAAAAAAAUGCCUUUUUUGUGCUUAUUUUAUGCCCAGUUGGUAGUAUUGAUCAGGACUCUCUCCCACUGACUGCAUAAAAUACUGCUUUCCAAGUUACAACCACAUCCGGUCUCCCCUAGAGAAUGUUUACGGUCAACAGCGCCAUCUUGUGCUCAUCGUUGGAAAGCACACUAACUCCUGUUUAUCCGUCGGCUCAUCUUUUGAACACUAGAAAGUGACAAACCUCUCACAGUUUCCACCUCUAGUUUGUCCCCAGCAGAGCUGUACCUGAAGGCCUGCCGGCAGACAGGAGUCGUUCCUGUUUCCUACAUCCUCCGUCACUUUGGCGAUGCCACUCUAAACCUGAAUUACUAUGGGCUGGGACCUCGGGGGGCCAAAGCUCUGGCUAUUCUUCUGAAAAGUCACAGCGUGGUCACCCCCCUUGAGUUGAAGAAGAACGCGCUUCAGGCUGAAGGGGCACAGUAUCUGCUGGAGAUGCUUCGCACAAACAGGCGCAUUCAGAGUCUAAACCUUUCCAGUAACAUGCUGGGCCUUAAAGGAGCGACGGUUAUCUCCAAAAUGCUGUCAGACAAUUUUUACAUCAAAUCCAUCAACCUGUCAGGAAAUGACUUUGACGAUUCUGCAGCUAAAUGCUUAGCAGAAGCAUUAAAGACUGACAGUGCGGUCAAAGAGCUGGACCUCAGUCACAACCAGUUCUGCAAUGCAGGAGAAGAUCUGGGUGUCAUGUUAGCAAACAAUAUCAGCAUCAAAGUGCUAGAUCUGAGCUGGAAUGGUCUUCGCAUGCCUGGAGCCGUGGCUCUGAUUGCAGGUCUGAAGGUAAACUCGACACUGAAGGAGCUCCAGCUGUCGCACAAUGGCUUUGGCCGUACCGAGGCACAGUCACUGGCCCAAGCGCUGAAACUGAAUCACACACUUGUGCUGCUGGACCUCAGCAGUAACCGUGUAGAUGAUGAAGCUGUGAAGGUGAUCUGCCAGGGCCUGGCCACCAACAAAACCCUUGAGGUUCUUAAACUCUCCUACAACCCCAUCAGGAAAGUUGGCGCUCUCACACUGCUCAGAACAGUUAAAAACAACAUGAAAUCGGCACUGAAGGACAUCGAUGUUUUUAGUGUGUUCGUGUGUGAGGGCUUUGUGGAGCUGCCGGAAGAAAUCCUUAGAAGCCGCCCUGCCCUGUGUGUCCAAUAUAGCGCAGUGGCCUAUGUCACCACAAACUUGGCUGCCCCCCGGAUCUUUAAGAAGUUCCUUGAAGAGCAAAAUAAAAGCGUCAUGGAUUUCUUCCAGGCUUUGGACAAAGAAGGAACCAUGAAAGUCUCCACCUCUGCCUUCAGGAAUGCUGUAAAGGAAGCUAAAAUACCUCUGAGUCAGCAGCAGCUUGAAUGGUUGAUCAGGAAAUUGGAGAAGAACUGCACGGCCACCAUAGUGUACAGUCAGUCAGCUGAGCUGUCAGAGGUGUGGAAUUACUAAGAUGAAGAUCUAUGAAGGCAGAGUACAUCUUGAAAUAAAAGUUAUUGG
Molecule: messenger RNA, 1517 nt
Organism: Archocentrus centrarchus (flier cichlid)
Lineage: Eukaryota; Metazoa; Chordata; Actinopteri; Cichliformes; Cichlidae
Product: leucine-rich repeat-containing protein 74A-like
Exons: 13
Coding region: 480-1469 (329 amino acids)
Molecular function (GO): calcium ion binding; protein binding
Source: RefSeq, a predicted model, not a curated record